This is a messenger RNA of Helobdella robusta, 354 nucleotides long. RefSeq lists its product as hypothetical. Lineage: Eukaryota; Metazoa; Annelida; Clitellata; Rhynchobdellida; Glossiphoniidae. The record is from RefSeq and is a predicted model, not a curated record. Bases 1 to 354 code for a protein of 117 amino acids. The transcript has 3 exons.
AUGGGAACACAAUCAACUGAUUUCAAUUGGAUUUUGGAAGCUCGUCUGCUCGUUAGCCAUGUUUCUCAGUUCAGACCAGCCAAGCAGCCACUCAUGUUUGUACUGCACAUUGAAAAUGAUAGGAUGGUAGGAAAAGCCAACAACGUCCUAACAACGGGUCCCAUCCUCAAAAUUGAAAUGCAUCACAAUCGGCGAAGAACAGCGUAUCAUAUAUUUGCCAGGUUCAUGCCAUGCAAUUCGAUAAAAAUUGAGCAAGAAAAUAGUUGCGUAUCGAGAUUUGUGAAGGAUGCUUGCAAGUGCAACCUUUCCAAGCUCCAUCCAACAACACAGCCAGAACCUGCCAUGAAGGCUUAA